Molecule: messenger RNA, 1758 nt
Organism: Engraulis encrasicolus (European anchovy)
Lineage: Eukaryota; Metazoa; Chordata; Actinopteri; Clupeiformes; Engraulidae
Gene: pih1d2
Product: PIH1 domain containing 2
Exons: 7
Coding region: 206-1222 (338 amino acids)
Biological process (GO): box C/D snoRNP assembly; rRNA processing
Cellular component (GO): cytoplasm; ribonucleoprotein complex; R2TP complex
Source: RefSeq, a predicted model, not a curated record
AUUACACAUUACAGUCACGCCGAGCACGAACGCUCCCAGCAGACGGCGCUCCUGUGAACAAAACAAAACGGCGCCCUCUGCUGUCUGAAAGCCAGGGUCCAAUGAGCAACGUGCGCGCUCGAAAGACUGUUACUAUAGCAACUAGGUAACAAAGUGGAAGAGGGCAAAUCCUGUGAGUGAAGUGUGGGAAUAAUAGUCACAGAAUAUGGAGGUCCCGGGGUCCCCGAACGCCGUUCUGCAGCAGGUGAACCAGUUGUGGUCCAUGUUGGACGAUAUGUCCGUGAACAGCCCCGAAGGUUACCGGAAGUUUAUUGAGAAACAGAUGCGGGAAGGCGCCGACUACUGUUCUCCUCCUCAACCAGACUCCUGCAUCCGAGUUGGAAUACUUGGCCCCAAGCCAGGUGUGCUGUAUAUUAACGUGUGCUGCUGGAAGAGAGUGCCUGCUCCUAGCUCCCCGGAGCAGCCUGUGCCGGUGUGUGGAGGAAGGCUAGAGACUCUCACUGAAGGGAAAGAGCAGUACAGCGUGCUGGAUGUGGCGUACAGCCCAGCGGUGCUGGAGAGGGCGCGCGGUGAUCCACAGGAGAGGGAACAGCUCCACCUACUGGCCAUGAGCUACGUAGUGCAGCAGCACAGCCUCAGCCUCAACAGCCACAGGUACAAGAUGCACAGCAACCAACUCAAGGGAAGCCUGGAGAGCAUGAGGGACAGACUGACUCAGAAGCAAGCCAAACAAGCACCGUCGCCACCACCACAACCACCACAGGCAGACACAGUCCCUUCCCUCCUACAGCAGAUUUCCUCUCUCCGUGGUAAGGGGGGUGCGGGGGGUGACGAUGACGACCCCAGUGCGGGGGGAGGAGUGACACUGGAGCUGGGUGGCCACCAGAAGCCUCCUGCCAAGCCCGGCCUGAUCCAGGUGAUCUCCAGCUCGGAGAGCCGCCGUGUCCCCCAGCGCCCUGCCCACCGGCUCACCCUGAAGCCGGGCACAGGCGGCGCCUCGGGGGGUGGCCCCCUCAAAAGCCUGGAGCUCAGCGUGGAACUGCCUGGGGUGAGAUCAGUCACAGAGUGCCAGCUCAGUAUCUCACAGGACGACAUUCUGCUGGAGGUAGAGGACAUGUACCAUCUCCACGUGGACCUUCCGGAGACAGUGAAUGAGGAGACUGCCACAGCCACCUUCAGCAAGCGGACACACACACUCACACUCACAGUGGCUGUGCUCUAACCUCCAACCCACUGCCAAAGUGGUGGGCAUUGUUUCACCAACAUAUACUGUACACACACAUACAGUUCUUCACAUUUCACAGUAUUCAGCAUGAGCACAAAAUCAGUCCUUUUGAGCGUGUUCUAACACAGAAGCAUAAAGCACACAUACCUUGACCCUCACAGAGGCCAAGUUAUAACACACACACACACACACAUCAUUAUCUCUCCAUGAUUGUGUGCUAUAACUCAGAGACACAUUUAGCGCAUUCAGGCUGACUGAGGCCGGUGCCCGUUCCCGCACCUAAUCGUGAACUAGCCGUCGUGUUUGCUUUGCUGAAACUGGAAAAUUAGCCCUGGGGUUUACUGCUUACAGCAUUUUAUUUCAAUUAGAGCAGUGGUUCUUCAUCUGGGGUCCGGAGAUUGCAGGGGAUCUGAGGAUUUUUUUCUUAGUUGAUUUUGUGACCACAUUUCUGCUUGUGAACAUUACAAUAUAGGCCAAAUCAACAUAUUUACAUAAAAUAAAAAGAAAUAAAAUAAAACAUAUUUUAGCUCCCA